CCGCGGCGGCCCAUGGUCCGCGUUGUGCCGCCGCCCCCCGCCCGCCGCGCUCCGAGCCGGCAGCGGCCGCAGAUGGCGCGGCGGGGACCGGGAAGGCGGGGCGGGAGGUCACCGGCACCGCCGCCGCCGCUGCUGGCGCUGCUGCUGCUGUUGGUGCUGGGCCCCGCCGCCGCCGCCGGCGAGGAAGUGGCGGUGUCCAAGGAAUGCGACAAGCCGUGCGCCAACGGCGGGCGGUGCCAGCCGGGCACCGGGCAGUGCGAGUGCCAGCCUGGCUGGGUGGGCGACCAGUGCCAGCACUGCGGGGGGCGCUUCAGACUUACUGAACCUUCAGGGUAUGUCACAGAUGGGCCUGGAAAUUACAAAUAUAAGACAAAAUGCACCUGGCUCAUUGAAGGAAGGCCAAACACAAUCCUCAGGCUUCGAUUCAAUCACUUUGCCACAGAGUGCAGCUGGGACCACUUGUAUGUGUAUGAUGGAGACUCAAUUUAUGCUCCCUUACUGGCAGCUUUUAGUGGUCUCAUUGUUCCUGAGAAAGACAGCAAUGAAACAGUACCCGAAGUUGUAGCUACUUCUGGAUAUGCUCUUCUACAUUUCUUCAGUGAUGCUGCCUAUAAUCUCACCGGGUUUAACAUCACCUAUAAUUUCAAUAUGUGUCCCAAUAACUGCUCUGGCCAAGGGGAGUGCAGGCUCAACAGCAGCACCAUGGCCCUGCAGUGUGAGUGUGCCGAGCGCUGGAAGGGAGAGGCUUGUGACAUUCCCUACUGCCCGGAGAACUGUGGGGCGCCUGAGAGAGGCCAGUGCAACCUCAAUGGCUCUAAAGCGUGUUCGUGCUCUGCAGGAUGGCAAGGUCCUGGCUGUUCAAUUCCUCUUCCUGCAAACCAGUCGUUUUGGACCCGGGAGGAAUACACUCUUCCAAAACUUCCUAGAGCGUCUCACAAAACCGUCAUCCAUGACAAUAAAAUGUGGAUUGUUGGAGGCUAUGUCUUCAAUCAUUCUGACUCUCAGAAGGUUUUAGCGUAUGAUCUUAUUUCUGAAGAGUGGCUUCCACUGAACAACUCUGUGAACGCCGUAGAGAUGAGAUAUGGUCAUUCGCUGGCAUUGCACCAGGACAACAUCUACAUGUAUGGUGGCAAGAUAGAUGCGACGGGGAACGUGAGCAGCCAGCUGUGGGUGUUCCACAUCCCCAGGCAGAGCUGGGCCGCCGUGACUCCCAAGGCCAAGGAGCAGUACGCCGUGGUGGGGCACUCGGCGCACAUCGUCACCCUGCGGGACAACAGCACCGUCAUGCUCGUGCUCUUCGGGCACUGCCCCCUCUACGGCUACAUCAGCAACGUGCAGGAGUACAACCUGGUGACAAAUACCUGGAGCAUCUUACAGACAAGUGGAGCUUUGGUGCAAGGAGGAUAUGGUCACAGCAGUGUUUAUGAUCCAAACACAAGAUCAAUCUAUAUCCACGGGGGUUACAAAGCGUUCAGUGCCAACAAGUAUAGGCUGGCAGAUGAUCUGUACAAGUAUGAAGUUGAUUCCCGUAUGUGGACUAUUCUGAAAGACAGCCGCUUUUUCCGCUACUUGCACACAGCUGUGAUAGUGAGUGGGACCAUGCUGGUGUUUGGAGGAAACACUCACAAUGACACCUCCAUGAGCCACGGAGCCAAGUGCUUUUCUUCAGAUUUUAUGGCCUAUGAUAUUGCCUGUGACCGGUGGUCGGUGCUCCCUCGGCCAGCCCUGCACCACGACGUGAACAGGUUUGGGCACUCUGCUGUGCUGUACAACAGCACCAUGUACAUAUUUGGAGGCUUCAACAGCCUCCUCCUGAGUGACAUCCUGAAGUUCACACCUGAGAGAUGUGAGGCUUUUACCAACGAGACGUCCUGCCUGCGGGCAGGUCCUGGUGUCAGGUGUGUGUGGGCUCCCCGCCCUCCUCACUGCAUCCCCUGGGAAAAUGCAACGGUGGAGCAGCAGCAAAAGGUCUUUGAAGACUGUCCUCCCAAACCAGUUGUAGACAAUGAAAAAUGUGAUCAGAUUACAGACUGCUACAGCUGCACAGCCAACACAAACAGCUGUCAUUGGUGUUCUGACCAGUGUAUCCCAGCACACAACAACUGCACAGAGGAACAGGUUCCUGUUACUCUCUAUGACAAUUGUCCUAAGGAUAAUCCUGCCUACUACUGUAACAAAAAGACAAGCUGUAAAAGCUGUGCCAUGGAUCAAAACUGUCAGUGGGAACCUAGGAAUCAGGAGUGCAUUGCUUUGCCAGAAAAUAUCUGCGGAACAAACUGGCAUUUGGUUGGCAACUCCUGCCUGAAGAUCACCAACGCCAAGGAGAACUAUGAUCAUGCCAAAUUGUCCUGCAGGUCCAGCGGUGCUUUACUGGCUUCUCUCACCACCCAGAAGAAGGUGGAGUUUGUUCUAAAGGAGCUGCAGAAGUUUCAGUCUUCGCCCAAAACUUUGACUCCAUGGGUUGGACUGAGGAAAAUCAAUGUGUCCUAUUGGUGCUGGGAAGACAUGUCUCCCUUCACCAACACCCUCGUCCAGUGGCUUCCCAAUGAACCAAGUGAUGCUGGAUUUUGUGGCUAUUUAGCUGAGCCUUCCCAACAGGGAUUGAAGGCAGCAACAUGUAUCAACGAGGUCAACGGCACUGUCUGUGAAAGGCCAGCCAACCACAGCGCCAAGCAGUGCCGCACGCCCUGCGCGCUGCGCGCCGCCUGCGCCGAGUGCACCAGCGGCAGCUCCGAGUGCAUGUGGUGCAGCAACAUGAAGCAGUGCGUGGACUCCAACGCCUACGUGGCCUCGUUCCCCUACGGGCAGUGCAUGGAGUGGUACACCAUGAGCAGCUGUCCACCUGAAAACUGCUCGGGCUACUGCACGUGUGCUCAGUGCUUGGAGCAGCCGGGCUGUGGAUGGUGCACGGACCCGAGCAACACCGGGAAGGGCAAGUGCAUCGAGGGCUCCUACCGGGGUCCUGUCAAGAUGCCAACGCCACCCACGCCAGGGAAACACAGCUUGGAGCCUGUCCUCAAUGUCAGCAUGUGUCCUGCAGAGAGCAGCUAUAACUGGUCCUUUAUUCAGUGUCCAGCCUGUCAGUGCAACGGGCACAGCAAGUGUGUGAACGAGAGCAUCUGUGAGAAGUGUGAGAACCUGACCACGGGCAGGCACUGUGAGACCUGCAUCUCUGGCUACUAUGGGGAUCCCACCAACGGGGGCACGUGCCAGCCUUGCAAGUGCAAUGGCCACGCGUCCGUCUGCAACACAAACACAGGGAAAUGUUUCUGCACAACCAAGGGAAUCAAAGGAGAUGAGUGUCAGCUGUGUGAAGUUGAAAACAGAUAUCAGGGAAAUCCACUUAAAGGAACGUGUUACUAUACCCUUCUCAUCGACUAUCAGUUUACCUUCAGCCUUUCCCAGGAGGACGAUCGCUAUUACACAGCAAUCAACUUUGUAGCAACACCUGAAGAGCAAAACAGAGACCUGGACAUGUUCAUCAAUGCAUCUAAAAACUUCAACCUCAACAUUACUUGGUCCACAAGUUUUGCAGCUGGUACUCAGGCUGGGGAGGAAAUCCCAGUUGUUUCCAGAACCAAUGUAAAAGAAUACAAGGACAGUUUCUCCAAUGAGAAAUUUGAUUUCCGCAACAACCCGAACAUCACAUUCUUUGUUUACGUCAGCAAUUUCACCUGGCCCAUAAAAAUACAAAUUGCAUUCUCGCAGCACAGCAACUUUAUGGACCUGGUGCAGUUCUUUGUGACAUUUUUCAGUUGUUUCCUGUCAUUGCUCCUGGUGGCAGCUGUGGUUUGGAAGAUCAAACAAAGUUGCUGGGCAUCACGACGGAGAGAGCAACUACUGCGUGAGAUGCAGCAGAUGGCCAGUCGCCCCUUCGCCUCCAUCAACGUUGCCUUAGAAACAGAUGAGGAGCCACCAGAUCUCAUCGGGGGAAGCAUAAAGACUGUACCAAAGCCCAUUGCGCUGGAGCCCUGCUUUGGGAACAAAGCCGCCGUUCUCUCGGUGUUCGUGAGGCUGCCUCGAGGACUUGGGGGUAUUCCACCACCAGGACAGUCAGGUCUCGCAGUGGCCAGUGCACUGGUGGACAUUUCACAACAGAUGCCAAUUGCCUACAAAGAGAAAUCGGGCGCGAUACGAAAUCGGAAGCAGCAGCCCCCUGCACAGCCAGGAACCUGUAUUUGAUGCAUGGACAUCAGAAACUGUCUAGGGUUUUAAACAAAAAUGGAAAAUAUACCAAGGAGGAGGAGAAAGAUUUCCCAGUUGUGUCCCAAGAGACUAGAAGCACCCGGAAAAAACCACAACUUCCUCGAACCCCGUUUUUUUUCUCUCAUCUGCGUGCUAGUUGGCUUUAUUUGACAACUGCUCCACUUAAGUUUUACUGACACAUGGCUUCAGGUUGCUCCUUUGUUCUCUUCAAGUUUAAAGCAAAAUAAUUUGGUUGCAGGUGCGAUGCCGCCAUUCCCGGUCAGUGUAAAUACAACAGUAGUCCAAGAUGAAUGACACUCAGGUUUCCACAUGGAAAGUGCUUUGUAGUUCAUGUAUUUAUCAAACUGUACAAAAAGAAAAAGAUCCAGUGUUUACAGGUGUCAGCUCUCAACACAUAAACACUACUAUUAAUCUUCAAAGCAUCUUCAUCCUUUGUUUUCAUUUACUGUUUAAUUGUUCCCUCCUUAUUUCAGUGGAACUCUCUUCCAGGCACAGCCUUUUGUAGUCAUCGUGGCCCAGGAAUGCAAAAGCUGGGAUGGUUUAAAGGUGGAUGUUGCUCAGACCAUGUGAAAUACCUGGAAAGUUGGAUGUUGCUUUGGAAAGACUCAGUGUUUACAUAGUCUUAACCUGCUUGGAGUACACCACACACAAGUGCCUAGACAUGAGCAGAUCUAGGGAGUGAGGAGACUGCUGCCCACGCUGCUUUUUGACAUCAUGAAAGUCCUUUAAAGGUGUUAUACUCACAUCUAGACUCACCCAAGGCACUCUGUGUCCUCUGGCCUUGCAGUCAGAGGAAAAUCCCAUUUUCCUGACCAACCAACUACUCAGAUGGAAAUACCUGGAAGGCACGUAGAGGUUCAGUAUCUCGUAAGAGAACUCCUGGUUUCACCAGCAUUUCCAUAGAAGCACUCUGUGUUCCAGGUCAGAUACAUGAAAUUUUCCUGGUUUUGGCCUCUCUCCUCCCCAAUCCCUCCUGCCAUCCUUCUGGAUGAGAGCUGAGCUUGGAGGCAUUGCUGCUCAGUGGUUAUGGUUUGCUCCAUCUUCGUACAGGGUGUAAAAAGCAACACUCCGGGUGCCAGAUCACCUGAGGAUGAAGUAAAAAAAGAAUUUUAAAUAAAAAUCAAGCAGAGCAGCUUUGUUUUGCCACAGGUUUGAGUUCAAUGUGAUCAGAUCCUUGUAUUUCCUGUUGGGCUCGAGCUCUGUUAAAUGUUGAAAAAGUGGCUGGUGGGGAAAGGAUGAGGCUUGGAAAUGGCAAAGAGAAGGUUUAGCAUUUGAGGGGUGCAUCAGACCAUCUGAACUGCCCUGACAAGCUGGGGCUGUGUUUGGAGGCUCAGGUUGGACUGAGCCACCCCUGUGUGUGUGUCUGCCUGGGCUGUGGGGCUGGAGCUGUGGGAAAUGCCAGUGAGGGUGGCAAACCAGGGGUGUGACUGUGGCUUCAUCACAGGCACUGUGGGUCCAUCAGGUCACUGAGUUGGUGGGUUCUGCUGAGGGCUCUGAUGUUUAACACAUGGAGAAGCAGCACGUGGGAGGGAGGUGCUCUUGGAUCUGGCCAGGCAGCACCUUUCCAAACUCAAACCCAAGUAACUUCUCCUUUUUUGUGCGUGUUCUGGUGAUCACUCACAUGUCAGCCACUCAUUUCUGGGCUGUUUUUUUCUAACCAUGUAUUUUGAAGAAGCUCUUUGGAGCCUGGCACAUCCCAAUAAAGAGGUGAAUUGCUGUGUGUGUCCAGACAGCGGUGAUGGGAUCAGCCUGAUGCUUUAAGGACUGUGGUGGAUGAUAAUUCUGAUUUAAUGUGUCAUUUAACGAGUGCAGUGGGACUGCAAAAAAUAUUUGGACUGCCAAAAAUAUUGGGAAAAAAAUGCAUUAUAUAUAUAAAUGCAUCUGUUUCUAAACUCAAAGUUUUGGUGCUCUCUGGGAAGAAGGAAUUAUGAGGGGAAAAGGGUUGAGCUUUGUCUUGGAAUGAAGGGAUUCAGGCAAUUUAAUUUUUACCUGAUGCAUGGAUUACCUCAGACAGAUUCAUCUCCUGAUAAUAUUUUCUAACUUGCUCAGUAAUAGGGUUAAUCUGAACUGGAGACAUAAGACUGGACUAAAAUCCCUCUCCUGUUACUGCAUGUUUUGAGCCACGAUGCACAUCCUCAGGUUUGCAGAUUUCUUCUUGCUGUUUUUGGGAGAACUGCCAGCCCAGAUAGUGAAAACCCCUGUGCUUGAGUUUCCCUCUUCAGGACAGCACUUGAGCAGGUGCUUAAAGUUGUUGGGUUUUCCUGAUGACAAGCAGCUUUCAAACUGUAGGCCUGGAGGGGUGAUAGAUUUGUACAUUGAUAAAAAGAGAAAUACAGAGCUGGGACAUUUUCUCACUCCUGGAGAGCCGGGCUGUCUGCUCUGCAAAGCCUACAGUGGGCUCAGGAGUGUGGCCAAAAUGAGGUGCCAGGUUCUGGGAAAAUGAGCAAAGAUGAUCAAAGUCAAGGUUUAUCAGUACCAAAAAAUGUAAAUAGAGCAACGAGGGUUACUCACAGAAAUCAAAGGAUGUAGCUGCACCCUGCGUCUGAUCUGCAUCCUGAUGAGGGAGAGCUCUCACAGCUCUGCUGCAGUUCACCCCAGCUUGGAGCUAAACAGGGAAAAAAGUGGGAAAGGAUGGGGGAAAGAAGAAUUGCUGGCAGUUUAUCACCAGGCCAGUAUCAAAAGUGAUGGAUUUUUGGGUUUAUUUCAUUUGGAAGUGAGGUAGGUGGGGGAGAAAGAACAACCUUAUUUCAUGGGAGAAUCUGUAAAUAAAUGACAAAUGAAACACAGAUUUUGCACUUGUACAUAAGAAACGUGCAGAACAUGGAGAGAUUUAAAGUGUAUAUAAACCAGGAAAAAAAUUGAAUGUAUUUUUGAUGCAUUUUAAAUGAUGUAUGAGUUCUGUCUUAAUAACUCAUUCAUUUGAUCAGUAUUGGAUAACUUUCCGAGCUUUAAACACCAGAUUACAUCAGGAUAUCUUGAAAAGCAGGGAGGCAUAACUUGACUUUUGUGUGUUCAAAUGCAUUUCACUUAAAUGUAGAAACCAAGUAAAAUAAUGACUUUUCCACUUGAAAGAGGGAAAAGCAACAUUUGGAGACAAGUAAUAAAUGUCCUUAAAGUGGUCACCAUGUGGAGGAUUAAAUCAGUAGUUUAAGACCUUUGUUACUAAAAUUGUGGCAGUGUUUCCAUUCAAAAUCACUAUUUUCAGGUUUAUAACUGGCUGAUAUUUAGCAUUUGACAUCUCAACCCUCAGAAGAUUUUCAUUUUCUAAGAGGAGCCUUUAAAAAUUUAGUAAUAAAAUUUCAGAACUUGGGGCCCUUUUAUUCUAGAAGACAGUGGUGCCAGUGGAUCUCCAAAUAGCACACUUCUUAUUUUAAAUUCACUGUUUUCCAUGGUUUUAGCCCAGAAUUUCUGGCUGUUGUAGCAUGACCUUGCCAGGCUCUGGCUCAAUAUUUGGAUAAAAGAAGAUUUAUGAGACAAAACUUUUCACUUGUUAUUAUCACUUUCCCUGGGCUUAAAACACGUUGUACUGAAGUUACCAAAAUAAAGCUGUUUAUGAUGGGGUAAUGCCUGUGAUUGACAUCAA
Messenger RNA from Catharus ustulatus (Swainson's thrush), 7789 nucleotides. It is a transcript of the gene ATRN, whose product is annotated as attractin. Gene Ontology annotation, cellular component: Golgi apparatus. Gene Ontology annotation, molecular function: protein binding. The record is from RefSeq and is a predicted model, not a curated record. The transcript is spliced from 29 exons. NCBI's taxonomy places the organism in Eukaryota, Metazoa, Chordata, Aves, Passeriformes, Turdidae. The coding region runs from base 13 to 4182 and encodes 1389 amino acids.